Messenger RNA from Stegostoma tigrinum, 4683 nucleotides. It is a transcript of the gene smad2, whose product is annotated as SMAD family member 2. Gene Ontology annotation, cellular component: heteromeric SMAD protein complex. Gene Ontology annotation, biological process: anatomical structure morphogenesis; SMAD protein signal transduction; BMP signaling pathway. Bases 431 to 1885 code for a protein of 484 amino acids. Gene Ontology annotation, molecular function: I-SMAD binding; DNA-binding transcription factor activity, RNA polymerase II-specific; RNA polymerase II cis-regulatory region sequence-specific DNA binding. The record is from RefSeq and is a predicted model, not a curated record. The transcript is spliced from 10 exons. Lineage: Eukaryota; Metazoa; Chordata; Chondrichthyes; Orectolobiformes; Stegostomatidae.
GAGCGGUCGGGGGGAGGCUGUUUAAUCGUUUUUCUCCGUCAAUCAAAGAAAAAGGGAGCGAAGAGGCCAGCGGGGAGCGAGGGAGAGAAAAAAUAAAAUAAAAUCUCCUCAGGGGAGGAUGUGAGAAUUAAUAAUAAAUUACCCAGAAGGCUAACGACAUUUUUUGAGGGCAAUUUUGAUUUAUUUUCUCUCGAAUCGUCUCGGUUGAUAAGCGGCGGUUAGCGAGCAACGCGAGGCACAAUUGUGUGAAAUUUUGAAUCGUGAUUGCCGUUUUCUUCCCCUCCUUUUCCAGCCUCAGUUAGCCCCUUUUAUUGUUAUUUUCCUCUUCUUCUUUACCUUUCUCAUUUUUCCCCCUCCCUCCCACCCACCGUCGCCCUAUACCCCCACGCCCCCGCCCCCCCAUUCCCACUCCCCAUUCCUGGCUCGAACCAUGUCGAUCUUGCCCUUCACGCCGCCCAUCGUCAAGCGUUUGCUGGGCUGGAAGAAAGGCGGCGAGUCGCAGUCUCCGUCUUCUCAGUCUCCGUCGCAGGCGCCGCCGCCGCCGCAGCAGCAGCAGCAGCAACAACAGCAGCAGCAGAACAACGGGCAGGACGACAAAUGGUGCGAGAAAGCCGUCAAGAGCCUGGUGAAGAAGCUGAAGAAGACGGGCCAGCUGGACGAGCUGGAGAAGGCCAUCACCACCCAGAGCUGCAACACCAAGUGCGUGACCAUCCCCAGCACAUGCUCUGAAAUUUGGGGACUGAGUACACCUGGUACAGUAGAUCAGUGGGAUACAACAGGCCUUUACAGCUUUCCUGAGCAAACCAGAUCACUUGAUGGUCGGCUGCAAGUUUCACAUCGCAAAGGUUUGCCUCAUGUUAUUUACUGUCGCUUGUGGCGAUGGCCUGAUCUUCACAGUCACCAUGAGCUUCGAGCCAUUGAAACUUGUGAAUAUGCUUUCAAUCUUAAAAAGGAUGAAGUGUGUGUCAAUCCAUACCACUAUCAGAGGGUGGAGACACCAGUUUUGCCUCCUGUAUUGGUGCCACGACAUACAGAAAUUCCAGCAGAGUUGCCCCCACUCGAUGACUACACACAUUCCAUUCCUGAAAACACUAAUUUUCCAGCUGGAAUAGAGCCACAGACCAACUAUAUCCCAGAAACGCCACCACCUGGCUACAUCAGUGAAGAUGGCGAGACGAGUGAUCAGCAAAUGAACCAAAGUAUGGAUACAGGGUCUCCUGCAGAAAUGUCACCAAGUACCUUGUCACCAGUCAAUCAUAGCUUGGAUCUACAACCUGUAACCUAUUCAGAGCCGGCAUUUUGGUGUUCAAUAGCAUACUACGAAUUAAACCAGAGAGUGGGUGAAACCUUUCAUGCAUCUCAGCCUUCAUUAACUGUGGAUGGGUUUACAGACCCUUCAAAUUCAGAAAGGUUCUGUCUGGGUUUGUUGUCUAAUGUCAACAGAAAUGCAACAGUUGAGAUGACGAGACGGCACAUUGGUAGAGGAGUAAGGUUAUACUACAUUGGUGGGGAGGUUUUUGCGGAGUGUCUGAGUGAUAGUGCCAUCUUUGUUCAAAGUCCAAACUGUAAUCAAAGAUACAGCUGGCAUCCUGCAACAGUAUGCAAAAUUCCACCUGGUUGUAACCUGAAAAUAUUCAACAACCAGGAGUUUGCAGCACUUCUAGCUCAGUCUGUAAACCAAGGCUUUGAAGCUGUUUAUCAAUUAACCAGAAUGUGCACAAUUAGGAUGAGUUUUGUGAAAGGCUGGGGUGCUGAAUACAGACGGCAGACUGUGACGAGCACUCCUUGUUGGAUUGAACUUCACCUGAAUGGACCCUUGCAAUGGCUUGACAAAGUUUUAACCCAAAUGGGGUCCCCCUCUGUCCGUUGUUCAAGCAUGUCGUAAAUAACUAUACUCCUAUUUCAGUAUCAAGAUGGGACUAAACAUAAGAUGGAGUCCAAUCAACAGACUUAAACAGCUUUUCUGUUUUAGUACUUGUGUUAUCCCAGAGACUGUUAAUACAAAACAAAAUCAAAAAGAAUGGCACUUGAUCUCAUCAAUUUAAGCACCUUGUUGAGUUUUAUUACCCCACACCCAGAUUAUGACAAAUGUAUUUGUGUAUUAAACACGUGAAUAUAGCUUAUGGCUGAGGGUGAAGGGAAAGCUGUGUAAAAUGACAUUGUGUUAAUGCACGUUGAGUGCCUGAGGUCCAUCAAUGACAUGUACAGUAUUUCAAUUGUGAUUCUACACACACUUAGUUAGGGAUUCUUCAUUAAAUGAAACCUGUAUCCUUGUCUCAUCCCCACCAGCCCCCUUCCUGCCUUCAAUUAAUUAAAAUCUGACGGGUACCUUAAUAUAAUUCAUACACAUUGCAGAUAACAGUUACUAAUGAAUUUAAAAUGAGAAAUCGAAAAGUCGAUGGCAGUGGGAAACAUAGCAUGAAUUUAGUUUCCACAUUGGAUUAAAACUGCCAUAAAUUCUCUGUUUUUAAAACAAAAUAUCACUGGCAGGUAAGUGAGUUUAAUUCCCAAAGAUUGCCAUGAUGCUGUUACUGCUGGAGAAAUACUGAGUUGUGACAGCCAAAGUUAGUUAAAUUUGGAUUUGCCACUAGAAGAGAUGAAUGUAGCUGAAACUGGCAUUUCACUAUACAGACACUUUCAGAGAUGGUCAGCAGAGGGAAAUGUACAGAACUGUAGUCAGAUCUGGCAUAUUAUUCAAUUUAGGUAAAGUAUCAAACUAGCAUAAAUUCCUGCUGAAUGUAGCUCAUAAGAACCUAAGUGAACUUGGGGGGAUAAAAUGAGUACUUCAUAAAUUUUACAGUAUUUUAUCAAAUUGUUAAAUAGUUGGACCUUGGAUUAAACAGCUUAGUACAGUUCAUUUAACUUUUGGUACCUGUUGAGCCUAAUUCUGAUCAUGUUGUUUCAAAAUGGUGUAUAAAUGAGAAACUUGUAAGCUAUUUUAGCCUCUACUUCAUUUAAAUUUGUUUUAGAAUGUAUAUGGUACUGAUGCUGUUCGCACAAAUCCUGGUAUUAAGCAGAGGUUGUAGCUGUUCUUCUGCAUACUGUUACAGUAACUUUUACUGAAGUCCCUGCUGUGAUUUCCUUUUGUCACUAUUUGGGGAAAAUCUUGGGACAAAAGUUCGUAUUUGUCAGGGCUUCUAAAACUGUCCAAAGUGGCACUGACAGUCUUAAUGGUAAACUAGAAGACCCUUCACACAUACCAGAUAAUUUGCCAUAUUGUACUUGGCUUUUCCUGUUAAUUGUGCAAAUUUUAAUAUUGCCCUAAAUUUGUUUUCCCUCUCCUAGCACUGAAAAUUUGUGAAACUGGGGUAGUAACAGAUCCAGCAGAAGGAUUGUUCCAGCAAGUUGUUGAGCAAUUUUUGAAGUUAACAGUAUUGCUGAUUAGGGCUUUGUUUGAAAGGGCUCUUUUCUUCAUAAUACAUUAUUUAAAGUGGCAUUGAAAAUAUUUGGGUUUAUUAUUGAUAGAUGCCAGUUGAUGCUCUUCAUUUGAGUUGCUACCUCUGGAUGAGAUCUGUGCCAUUUCCAUUUAAGUUGAAUUCUGAUUUAGGAUCAUUUCUGGAAAGAUGGGGUGGAAGGGGAGGAGAGACAAGUUUAUAUGAAUCAUAUUUUUAAGCAUUGGCUGAAAGAGUACAAUUGAGGGACUUGCUGCCUCAGUGUUUUUAGUCAAUUUUGCAUUUAGUCAUUUUGCCAGUGCAGUAUCAUGUUUAAAAUGUAAUGAACGUUGGUUGCAUCUUGUAAAUAUCUAUUACUGAUUUAAAUUGUCUUUUUUAAUCUUAAAUUGGACUUCUCAUAUUUGCAGAAUAUCCAAUUAGGCUAAAUAUUCCCUAUUAGGAAGGUAGAAAUUGAUCACAAACACUUCUUAACUUUCUACUCCUUCCUCCCCCAAGCUGUAAAAAGCACUGAAAUGUAGCGUAAAGUUAUAAAUGGAGUGUCUUAAUCAUUUUAGUAUUGCCGUUUUCAUUUAAGCAUUGCUUCUUUGAAGCAGUGAUUUGACUUCACUUUUGAAUUAUGUUUAAGAAAUAUCCACAAAAAGACACAAUCUACCUUGCAAUUUUAGUAUAAUGACUGGAUUAUAGCUGUACAUGUUCUUCAUGAUCCUCAAACACUCCAAAUUCAUGUACCCAAAAAUCUUAGGGAAUACAUUUUAAUGUGUUCUAUUUGUUUGGCAGGGUGGCUACAGGUGGGAUCUUUUUGAGGGGCUCUGUAACUUGUAAAAUAGAACACAAAUGUACAACUUGCUAAUAAUUCUGUGAUCUAGCUGUCUGUCAUAUUAUCAUUUUUGUGGCAGCUACAGGAUUGCUUUUUAAAUUCUUUGUUUAUUCCUUUUACAUUACACUAGUGCUGUACUUUGUAAGUGCAACUAGUGAUAGCUUAUUUUUUUUGAGAACCGAGAUGGCAAGUGUUAAUGCUUCCAAAAGGUGUGCAGCUGUGGCUAUUUGUAGGCCAUCAGAGACAGUUCUGCUUGCCAUAGAGUUUUGGGAAUGAAAGAAAGUAGCACCAAAUAAUAGAAAAUGGGCCAGACCUUUUAAAGGAAAACUAGCAGAGCCUUCACCAUUCUACUUGUGAGCUUGUUUUACUAGUAGAAUUCUGUAUUGGUAGAACUGGUGAAUUUGAAAGGAAAAUAUCUUCAGGCUUGUUGCAUAUGCAGACUAAGUGAAUACACUAAUAAAGUUUUAAUUCUGA